GUCGACGAAGUAGAACUACACCCUGAACAUAGUUACUUCGUGCGUUACUCGUUGUAUCGAAGAUACGGAGAGAAGAGGAACAAUUUCAAGCAAGUUCGGGUAACGAGUAACGAUACAAGUCAGCAAGUGAUCUGAAGCGGACUGCAUCAGUGAACAGUAAAAGGGGUGUGCGCCCCGGUUACUUAGAUACAAUUGUGAUUAUUACAUCUGACAAUAAAUUUUAAUUUAUACUAUAUGAAUUGGAAAUAAUACGUGAUCGAGAUAUGGGAGGAUUACUCAGUUAUUUUCGUAAUUUACUCGGCAGCCGGGAAAUGCGAAUUUUAAUUCUAGGCCUGGACGGAGCCGGAAAAACUACGAUCUUGUAUAGGUUGCAAGUUGGUGAAGUGGUUACAACAAUACCCACUAUAGGAUUUAAUGUAGAACAGGUCACGUAUAAAAAUUUAAAAUUCCAAGUAUGGGAUCUGGGAGGUCAAACUAGUAUACGACCAUAUUGGAGGUGUUAUUACUCGAAUACAGAUGCAAUAAUUUAUGUCGUGGAUUCUGCAGAUAAGGAUAGGAUAGGCAUAUCAAAAGAUGAAUUAAUUUACAUGUUGAGGGAAGAAGAAUUGCAAGGUGCCAUUUUAGUGGUCCUGGCAAAUAAACAAGAUAUGGCAGGGUGUUUAAGUGUUGCAGAGGUGCAUCAGGCGCUUGGAUUAGAUGCUCUUAAAAACAGAACGUUCCAAAUUUUUAAGACAUCUGCAACUAAAGGUGAAGGACUUGAUCAAGCAAUGGACUGGUUGUCGAAUGCAUUGCAAAGUAAAAAAUGAUUAACAUCAUUAAAACAAUUUUCUACUCAAGCCUUCUUAAGAAGACUAGUCAUAUGACUGUCAAAUUGUACAACCCACACAGAACUGUUGGGCACGUUUCUCUUGUUCUGUCUAUUUAUUACAACUAUAUUUUAAAUAGUCUUACAAAUUAUAUGAGAAGACAAUUCUUUUGAUUUACCACGAUUUUCGUAAUGUGAAGCAAGCCAAUAAAAGCAAACGAAACUUUUAUCUUUCAACUUCAAAUAAAAUAAACAUAGAGGUUUGAA
This is a messenger RNA of Frieseomelitta varia, 1072 nucleotides long. RefSeq names its product ADP-ribosylation factor-like protein 1 (gene Arl1). The coding region runs from base 264 to 806 and encodes 180 amino acids. Gene Ontology annotation, biological process: intracellular protein transport; vesicle-mediated transport. The record is from RefSeq and is a predicted model, not a curated record. Gene Ontology annotation, molecular function: GTPase activity; GTP binding. The transcript is spliced from 5 exons. NCBI's taxonomy places the organism in Eukaryota, Metazoa, Arthropoda, Insecta, Hymenoptera, Apidae. Gene Ontology annotation, cellular component: Golgi apparatus; cytoplasm.